AUGUAUGACUGGACCCAUCCUGACUCCAGGAGGCCCGCAAACAAGUCAACCUUUGUGUCCCAGGAGGACUGCAAGCAAGCGAUCGGGAUGCGAUCCUGCCGCGCCUCGGGCCAAGGUGAGUUCCCCCGAACCGUUCUCAGCUUCCCCCUGCCCCGGGCCCAGAACCGGGGAAAGCCCCUUAUCGGCUCCUCCCGCCCACCAUCCAGUUUGCGGGGCGUCCCAGCACCGGGGCUUGGGGUAUCCGUGCUCUGGCCACACCCAGCGGGCAAGCAGCGUCCUGGCGCGACCCCUCCCCCUUCCUCGCAGACCCGAGGAGGGGGCCCUUGUCCUUUAUUACAGGACUUAGGGGUUGGUGCCCCGGGGUCUGAUAUCUCCUCCCUUAAAGUUUCUUUACUGACACUUGCCUACUUUUCGACUAGUCUCCCUUAUUAUGCGAACCCCCGCUUCUGGCCCCCUGCCCUGAUGGCACGUUUCUUUGUGGGCUCCAGCUGCAUGCUGACCUCCGUGCAGCUGUUCGUAGCCUCCUUCCAGCUGGAUGGCCAGAGCAGGCUCGGUCAGGGGUCGGGGCUGAAGCCGGCCAGGGAGGGCUGGGCGUGUUGGCAGCUGGCUGAUACCCUUCCUCACUCCUCAGUUCCUGGCCCAGAUGCUUCAGGUGGUUUAGACUGAUCACUCCCUGAAGGGGAAGGGGAACGGUGCCAUCUUAGAAGGCAUUUUCCAAGAGGAAGUGAGUCACCCUAGGACUGGCCGGCAAUCUUAAAGG
This is a messenger RNA of Artibeus jamaicensis (Jamaican fruit-eating bat), 760 nucleotides long. RefSeq lists its product as uncharacterized. The coding region runs from base 1 to 666 and encodes 221 amino acids. The transcript has 3 exons. The record is from RefSeq and is a predicted model, not a curated record. NCBI's taxonomy places the organism in Eukaryota, Metazoa, Chordata, Mammalia, Chiroptera, Phyllostomidae.